AUGGAGAGAGAGACUUUGAACAAAGUAGUCAUUCGCCCUCGAUUGCCGCUCUGGGACCCUUGUGAUAAUGAUUAUGCAAAUGUCUUCAGUAAGGCUGUGCUAUAUUUAGGUGGAGAUCAAGACGGACUCGAGGCUAACCAGGAACGAUCCACGGGUGUUUAUGGAGCCCUAGCAACGGGAAGGACUUGCAAAGCGAAAUCGGUUUGGAAAUCCUUCCGGCUCGCCGAUUUACGCAUGGGACGAGAGAAUUGUACAGAACUGUCGUACCGAGAAGUGGAUCGCUGGGUAUCAGGCGAUUCUCAUGGGCUGGCUGAAAGAACCUGGUACGAAGCAUUCUGUAUCUUCAAGACAACUGAUAUACAGCACUCGGAGAGCACCCUGCAUCUCGCCCAUAAUUGUCCUUGGGUAAAAAUGGCCCGAACGGAUCAAUUGCAGAUAAUAACGGGCCUGAAUGAUGAUUUCACCACUCUUGCAACCUCGAGGAUCACGGACUUCAAGUACAAGUAG
Messenger RNA from Aspergillus ochraceoroseus IBT 24754, 507 nucleotides. RefSeq lists its product as uncharacterized. The record is from RefSeq and is a predicted model, not a curated record. The transcript is spliced from 3 exons. The coding region runs from base 1 to 507 and encodes 168 amino acids. NCBI's taxonomy places the organism in Eukaryota, Fungi, Ascomycota, Eurotiomycetes, Eurotiales, Aspergillaceae.